Molecule: messenger RNA, 2464 nt
Organism: Prorocentrum cordatum
Lineage: Eukaryota; Dinophyceae; Prorocentrales; Prorocentraceae
Source: the annotation of a GenBank genome assembly
CCGCGCCUCCCACGCCGAGCUGGCCCGCCGGGGCGCCCGCGCAGGAGAGCUGGGCUGGCCGGCGCUGCCCGCGCCCGUGCUGACCUCGCCGGGCGCGGGCGCGGCCGCGCAGGCGUCGGCCUGCGAGAGGCUGGAGCAGCUCGAGGGGGAACUCGCGGGGUCGCUGGAGAAGCAGCGCGCACAGGGGCAGCGCCUCGAGGGGGAGCUCGCGGCGCUGUCGGAGCGGCACCGCGCACAGGAGGAGCGGCUCGAGCACGCCCUCGAGGCGUCGUCGGAGAGGCACCGCCUGCAGGAGGAGGCCGCGCUGCAGCAGGAGCGGCUCGAGCGGGAGCUCGCGGCGGUGCCAGAGAGGCACCGCGCGCAGGAGGAGCGGCUCGAGAGGGCCCUCGCCGCGGCGUCGGACCGGCAGCGCGCGCAGGAGGAGCGGCUCGAGAGGGCGCUCGCGGCGUCGUCGGAGAGGCACCGCCUCCAGAGAGGAGGGCGCGCGGCGACUCGCUGGCGAGGUGCGCGCUGCGGCGGAGAAGGGCGACGAGCUGGAGAUGGCGGCCAAGAUGCAGGGGCGCCUCCAGCGCCUCGAGGAGGAGCUGGGGCAGUCCCUGGAGCGCCUGCGGGCCGAGCUGCAGGCGGCCGCCGCGCGCGGGAGAGCGACGAGCAGCAGCCGCUCCCGGCCGACCUCCGCGCCCGCGUCGAGCGCUUGGAGAGGGCGUCGGCGUCGCCCUCCUCCCUCGAGAGGCUCCCCGCCGGCGCCGAGGCCUCCUCGCCGCGGCCGCUGGCGCUGGGCAGGGUGGAGCGCAUGGAGAGGGAGCUGGCGGCGCUCGCGCGCGAGCUGGCCGCGCUGGCGCAGCGGGCUCCCUGGAGGAAUGGGACCGCCCCGGAUGACUCGCCCGCCAUCGCCUCCGCCAGCGAGCAGCGCCUGGCGGACCGCCUGGAGCGCGAGCUCGCCUCGGCGGCCGAGCGGGCCAGGGCCAGCGAGGAGGCCGAGGUCCGCUCCCUGGCGGGGCGCGUGGCCGGCAUGGCGGAGAGCGUCGUGCGCCAGGGGCGCAAUCAGCGCGGCUGGCCCGUCCACAUGGCGCGCCCCGCGGCCAGAGCGCGGCUCCCCGGCAGCGCCCCUCAGGGCGGCCGCUCGGGGUCGAGCGAGCGCUGGCGGUCGACCGUGGCGAGGGCGCAGGCGGGGGCCAACCUCGACCUGAGCUCGAUCGAGCGCGCCCAGCAGCGCGAGCUGUGCUUCCGGAAGUGCAAGGCGGCGAAGGGGAUGGCGUUCCGCACUCGGGCCUUGGUUGCGGAGACGUUGCUGCAGAUGGCUCAGGCCACCGCCGGCAGUGACCACCAGGCUGCGCGCGACCGGUGUGCGAAGGCGGCGGCGGCCUCCAGGAAGCGGCACGACCGCCGCCACGAGCUGCUGGAGAAGGUGCAGCAGACCUGCAGGCGCAGCCUCGGUGCGGGUCACUCUGUGGAGAGGGGCCGCAGCCCGAGCCCAUGCUCCCUGCACUCGGAGCCCCUCCUGCGGGGGGACACGAGCUCCGACGAGAGCGCCAUCCGAGAGGCAGGGGCUCUCGUCGGCGCCAGCAACGUCGGCCUGAUGUGGAACUUUGGCCGCGCGGCACCCCAGAGCGACAGCGACAGCGACGGCAGCUCCUACUUCCCGCGCUACCAGGGCGGCCGCGGGGCGGCGGCCGCCCGCGGCGGUGGCGGCCCCACGUCGGUGGACGCGCUGCUGAGGACGCUCAAGGCCGAGCCCGCGGACGACGUGGAGCGCGCUGCGAAGUUUGGCUUGUACGAGGCGUACUUUGCGGAGGUCGAGACCAUACGGGGGAUCUUGGUCAAGUUUCACGUGGAGAGCCGCCCGCUCCUGGACCAGCAGGUGGCCGCCUGGAUGGACCACCAGAUGCAGGAUAUUGAUAGCAGGCGGAACAUGGGCGUCUACGAGGGGCACGAGUGGCUCGUGUACCACAUGAUGCAGCAGGCUCACGUUAACAACUGCAGGAUGGCGUCCAAGCUUGACCUCUGGGAGGAGAAGAUCAUCAGCCUCUGCGCGGGCGACCAGCCGCCCUGCCCCAUCUGCCUGCAGGGCUACACCGACGACAGGCCCCCGCAGACGCUCGGGUGCUGCCACCAGUCCUGCAGGCAGUGCUGGAGCCGCUGGACCAAUCUCACGCACGGCAUGGGCAAGGCGGCAUUUUGUCCGAUCUGCCACCGCCAGGAGUUCCUGGGCUCCGUGGGCAGCCCUGCAAAGAUGGAGGCGGUCAAGGCGAUCUCGCCCCAGGUCAGGGGGCGGUCUCCACCGCCUUCCUUCGUCCGCCAGUACACGGAGUCGGCCGCACCAGCGAGCGACGUUACGGUGGAGGGACGAGCGCCACCACCACCGAGAGCUCUCUCGAAGUUGAGCCUGUGAUUGCGAAGCUCGUGCUGCAGCGGGGCGGAGCGCUGUGCCGCAGACCCUUCAGGGAAUCCCGGGGAGGGGGGG